UUAAACUGACUGGAUAUUUUUUUUCUGUAGAAGAAUGAUGGGUGAAUUGUUUGCUGUUCUUGAACCAGAACUUAUCAACUUCAUUUCUUACUAUGACAAAGUUGAUGGUUUUUAUUCCAUGUAUCUGCUGGUGAGACUGAGCCAACAUGUUAUGUCAGCUCAAGAUACUGGUUCAUUUUUGAGCAAAACAUUUGGAAAUGCUCUUGUACAAGCCAAACGGAACUUUGACAAAUUUAUGCAAUCCCAAAUGAAGUCUAUAGAAGAAGCCAAAGUGUCUAAAAAAUCCAAAUGUGGGAUUUUGCCAUUUAUUACAAAUUUUCAGAACUUCUCAUGCCAGGCCGAGAAGAUAUUUCAAGGUUCUGAGAGACAUGCUGAUCUGGAUAAAUGGUACACUAAAUUAGUUCAUGCUAUGGUUGAUGCAAUCAAUAGAAUUGCUCUUGAACAUCUGAAGACUCCACAAGAAGUUGUUUUGAUGGAAAAUUUUCACCAUCUGUACACAUUGUUAUACCAACUGAAAAUCAUGUGUUUGGAAGCUGAGAGAAAAGAUGCACAGCAGAAAUAUAAAGAUGCUCUACAGGCUUAUGUCACAAAAUAUUUUGGAAGACCAUUAGAGAAGCUAAAUCUCUUUUUUGAUGGAGUGCAAAGUAAAGUAGCUCAAGGAGUGAAAGUGGAAGAAGUCAGUUUUCAGUUGGCUUACAACAAACAAGAACUUAGGAAAGUCAUCAAAGAAUAUCCUGGCAAGGAAGUGAAGAAGGGGUUAGAGAGCUUGUACAAGAAAGUGGAGAAGCAUUUGUGUGAAGAAGAGAACUUACUUCAAGUUGUUUGGCACUCCAUGCAAGACGAAUUUAUCAGACAAUACAAGUAUAUUGAAGGCCUAAUUGAACGCUGCUACCCGGGUUCAAUGAUAAUUCUGGAAUUUACAAUUAAUGAUAUUCUUGAAUUCUUUUCUGAAAUAGCUCGGUCUCACUAAUUGUUCAUUAUUGUAUCGCAAAAAAAAAAGAGAUUUAAUACUAAGCCAAUAAAACCAGUAGUAUAUCAUGCA
Messenger RNA from Limulus polyphemus (Atlantic horseshoe crab), 1042 nucleotides. Its product is annotated as exocyst complex component 1-like. Gene Ontology annotation, molecular function: phosphatidylinositol-4,5-bisphosphate binding. The record is from RefSeq and is a predicted model, not a curated record. Gene Ontology annotation, cellular component: exocyst; plasma membrane. The coding region runs from base 35 to 970 and encodes 311 amino acids. Gene Ontology annotation, biological process: Golgi to plasma membrane transport; exocytosis. Lineage: Eukaryota; Metazoa; Arthropoda; Merostomata; Xiphosura; Limulidae. The transcript is spliced from 8 exons.